CCCCUACUAUCUGAAAAUAGCAGUUCUUUCAAACACUUUCAUGAGCAGUUUCAGCAAAAUUUCCAAUUAGAUUAUCCUGAGGAAGAUAACACUGAGCCUGGAAUUCAUGCGCUACGAGCUUGUGAUAGCAUUAUGACUAUUACACAGGCGAUAGUGAAAUCAGCUGGUAAAAUGAAUUCCUCAAAAAUGUUGGAAAGUAUUUUAUCAAGCAACUUCACAGGUUUAAGUGGAGAAUUGCGAUUUGAAGAGGGAAGACUUUCAAGCUACCAAAAAUUUAGUAUAGUGAACAUUGGCAAUCAGGAAAACAAUAACCUUGGCUUUUGGUCAUCAGAGUUGGGGUUCUCAGAUAGCCCUAGUACCAUGAAAAAAUUGGCUGGUUUCGCGGAGGUGUUAAGGCCUGGGGACCCAAAGCGAAUCCUGAGAGAAGGGGUGAUACUAGCUGAUCUUUAUGCAAGACCAAUGAAUAUUGCAGUUCCUGGUAUAGUCUCUUUUAAGGAAUUCCUUAGCCCAGAUAAGAAGAGGUUUACUGGUUUUUGUAUCAGUGUUUAUGAGGAGGUGAAAAAGAUUUUGGAGGACGAUCAUAUUUAUAGUCUACCGUCUACUACAGAAUUUCACCAGUACAAUGGAAGCUACAAUGAUUUGGUUGAAUCGGUUCAUAACGAGACUUUUGAUGCUGCUGUUGGUGACAUAACGAUAACAACUGAGCGUUGGGACCAAGUGGAAUUUACAGUACCUUUUAUCGAGUCAGGUUUGCUUAUAGUAGUUCCAGUGAAGCCAAGAACUUCAAAAGCAUGGUUGUUUCUGAAGCCUUUCACCAUGAAAAUGUGGGUGGCGACGGGGGCAAUCUUCUUCUACACAAUGUUCAUAGUUUGGUUCUUGGAGCAACGUUCCAAUCCAGAAUUUAGUGGCCCAUGGAAGGAACAACUUGGCAAUGUGCUUUGGUUCACCUUCUCUACUCUGUUCUUUGCUCACAGGGAGAAGAUUAAAAGCAACUAUACUCGAACCGUGAUCGUGGUGUGGCUUUUUGUGGUGUUGAUCUUAAUAGAAAGCUACGCUGCGAGCCUCACUUCAAUGCUCACCUUCUCAAGACUCCAGUCACCUGUGAGAGAUAUCGAGUGGAUAAAGACAACAAAUGCAAUAGUGGGGUGCGAUGGUGCUGCAUUUGUUAGGAAGUACUUGGAGGAUGAUGAGCUUUCUGAACCAGGUAACAUCAUCGACAUCGGCAGCGAAAGCGAGUUCCAGACUGCAUUCAAGAAUGGCAGGAUUCAAGCAGCAGUUCUUGAAGUUCCUCAUGCCAAAGUUUUUGUCAACAAACACUGCAAGCCGUACGCGUAUGGCGAUGGAUCAUUCACCAGAAGAUUUGGAGGAUUAGGCUUCGUCUUUCAAAAAGGUUCUACAUUAGCUGCUAAUGUUUCUAGAGCCAUUCUUAAACUAUCAGAAAAUGGAAAGAUAAAAGAAUUAGAGAAACAGUUGUUUACUCCCUCCUCGGAGUGUUUGAAGUCCCAAACUAUCGAAGAAAAUGAUAGCUUGACCAUUGAGGACUUCUUAGGCCUCUAUGUAAUCUAUGCAGCCACUUCCACCAUUUGCUUUCUACUAUAUUUAUUGAAAAGGAAAAUGGGGAAAAUUGGGCCAACUCCAGAGAGCGCUCCAACUUCUGGUGGUCAGAUUCAAAUGACUUAA
Messenger RNA from Cornus florida, 1680 nucleotides. Its product is annotated as glutamate receptor 3.5-like. The transcript is spliced from 4 exons. Gene Ontology annotation, cellular component: plasma membrane. Gene Ontology annotation, molecular function: glutamate-gated receptor activity. NCBI's taxonomy places the organism in Eukaryota, Viridiplantae, Streptophyta, Magnoliopsida, Cornales, Cornaceae. Bases 133 to 1680 code for a protein of 515 amino acids. The record is from RefSeq and is a predicted model, not a curated record.